This is a messenger RNA of Capsicum annuum, 1726 nucleotides long. Its product is annotated as probable receptor-like protein kinase At1g33260. Gene Ontology annotation, biological process: protein phosphorylation. The record is from RefSeq and is a predicted model, not a curated record. Gene Ontology annotation, molecular function: ATP binding; protein kinase activity. The coding region runs from base 129 to 1487 and encodes 452 amino acids. Lineage: Eukaryota; Viridiplantae; Streptophyta; Magnoliopsida; Solanales; Solanaceae. Gene Ontology annotation, cellular component: plasma membrane. The transcript has a single exon.
AAAUUAAACUAUUCAUAUUCCCAUUGUUAUUAUUCUCUCACCAUGUUGAAUUUUUUAUUUCUAGUGUCUACUAUUCUUUUUUCAUCUGUUGAAAAAAAAUAAAACCUUUGUUGGAUACUGUUGCUUCCAUGGAAGCCUCACCAUCCAGCACUAGUAAGAGUAAAAUAUUGUCAAGUUUUUCAAUAUCAAACUAUUGUCCACAUAGAAAUGGUCCAUUUGUCUGUAGGUGGUGGGGUUCUUUGUUGAGUUGUUGGUGCUCUUUCCCUUGGUACUUCCUUUCUACAUUUCUCUUUUGGUCUAUUUCUUCUUCUUCUUCUUAUUUCUCCUUGCUACUCGUCGCUUCAUCACAACCCUUAACGUCUCCACCGACGAAAACCCUUUAUAAUUCAAACCAUAAGUACAAAGUUGUUGUUAUUUCAGCUAGUGUUGCUUUGAGUAUCUUGGUGUUUGUUUUCUUUGUUUUGAUGGCUUUGUUCAAGUGCUUCGGGUUGAAGCUAAGGCGGAGAGGUGUUGUUGGGUUACGCGAUGCUAGGGCUACUGCAGAUAUUGAAGAAGUUGAUUAUUCGAAACGAACUGUAGUGUAUACCUGUGAUGAAGUUGAGAAGUUCACGAUGAACUUAUCGAGGUCUAGGUUGAUUGCAUAUGGAGGAUUUAGUACAGUCUAUUUAGCACAAUUUCCUGAUUCAAUGCUGUGUGCUGUGAAAAUCAUCGAUUUAAGCAGCGAACGCUUUGAGAAGGUUUACAAGCAGGAAUUAGACAUAUUGUUGCAGAUAGAACACGAAAACAUCGUGAAGUUCUUGGGUAAUUGUGAUAACGGAGAUGCAGGGAUGUUACUGUUUGAAUACAUUCCGAAUGGAACGCUACAAGAGAAACUGCACUGCGUAGAAGCGAAGAAAGUAUUGUCAUGGAGAAACCGUAUGGCUAUAGCAUAUCAGCUUGCUAAAGCCAUCGAAUAUCUCCAUGAAAAAUGCACACUCCCAAUAGUCCAUGGCGAUAUCAAAUCCUCGAAUGUUUUGCUAGACAAGAAAUUCAACUGCAAACUCUGCGACUUUGGGUCUGCGAAAAUGGGAUUUUCGUCCACCAUUUUACCUCCGUCUGCUAAUCGUGUCUUGCUCGGUUCUCCAGGGUAUACGGAUCCUCAUUACCUGAGAACUGGCAUUGCUUCGAAAAAGAAUGAUAUAUACAGCUAUGGUAUAAUAAUUCUUGAAUUAAUUUCGGGUUUUGAAGCACUUUCAUCUGAUAACGGAGAAAGAUUAAUCUCGAAAGCUAGUGUUAUAUUACGAGAUUCAUCUAAAGUAGCAGAAAUGAUUGAUUCAAGACUCAAUGGAGUUUAUGAUUUGGAAGAAGCAAAAGUUAUGGUGUCAUUAGCAGGUUUUUGUCUUGGUGAUUCACCAAGCCUAAGGCCCUCUGCUUCACAGAUAUUAAGUACUAUAACAAGUAAAAUCUCUUCAAUGUCAUUUCUGGUUUCUCAUGAUCAAAAAGUUUAGAGUGAUUGUUAUUGUUACUCCCUCCGUUCCAAAAUAAUUGUCACGUUUCGGUUCUCUUGAGUGAUGAUUAGGUGAAUUUCUGUAAAUUAGUAUAAUUUGUAUAGGGUGGUUCUGCCUUGUUUGUUUGAACAAAGAGCUUAUACUUAGUAUUGUAGGCAAUGAAUUCAGUUUAAGCAAUUACACGCUUGAACUUUGGAAUUUGAAUGGUUAGUUUUCAUAAAUUAUCAGUAGUCCUUUAA